AUGCAGACGCAGCAUGUGGACGACUACCCCGGGCUCCUCAAGAUGUCGGCAAGCGAAAUGACGGCGUUCUGGGCGUCCGUCACCAACGGCAUCAUCGGCGAGCUCAUGUUCAAGAAGGAGGACGAGCAGACCGCCACGGAUCAAGAAGAGGACGACGACGUGGACGACGCAGUAGUCCAGGCCGAGAUGCUGGCCGCCAGGGCCGCCAAUUCCAAGCGCCAAGCCAUGGAUCGAGCAGGAGGACGGGUCACGGCAGAGGCCGUCGGCAUGACGCAUCGGACCUGCAAUAUCGCCAAGCUUGCCGGUGUCAACGACACCAUCGUCGGUCAGUGGGUCCGCAUUCAUAGGAGCCUCCAUGCAACAGAUCGAUGA
Aphanomyces astaci is the source of this 372-nucleotide messenger RNA. RefSeq lists its product as hypothetical. Bases 1 to 372 code for a protein of 123 amino acids. NCBI's taxonomy places the organism in Eukaryota, Oomycota, Saprolegniomycetes, Saprolegniales, Verrucalvaceae. The record is from RefSeq and is a predicted model, not a curated record. The transcript has 3 exons.